This is a messenger RNA of Anastrepha ludens (Mexican fruit fly), 2459 nucleotides long. RefSeq names its product solute carrier family 28 member 3 (gene CNT2). The record is from RefSeq and is a predicted model, not a curated record. NCBI's taxonomy places the organism in Eukaryota, Metazoa, Arthropoda, Insecta, Diptera, Tephritidae. The coding region runs from base 587 to 2434 and encodes 615 amino acids. Gene Ontology annotation, biological process: nucleoside transmembrane transport. The transcript has 9 exons. Gene Ontology annotation, molecular function: nucleoside:sodium symporter activity. Gene Ontology annotation, cellular component: membrane.
CUGAGCCGAGUGGUUGUGCCAAAUUCGGCAUAAAUACGAAAACCCGUGAAUGCUCAAAUUAAGCAAACGAACCCAAUAUGAGAAGCGAGAAUUAAACACUUGUUCACAUCAAUUGUCUUUAGAUGCACGAACGUGCAUGUGCAUAGGUACGACGGUAUAAGUACCGUAGCGUGAAGUUUAGUAAGUAAUUUAAAAGCAAGUGACUAGCAACAAAUUAUACGCGAAAUAUUCCUCCGAAGGUGAGAUUUGUUUAAGCGCAUUUUCGAAAGUACUUUACGUCUUUUAUUUGUGUUUUCAAUCGACGCGCGUACGUUUCAAAAGGUCAUUGUUUUUUAUUUAAAUUAAUCGCAACACCUACGCUGAAUGUGCAAAUAUUUUUGUGAAGAAGUUCUACAUAUUCUUCAACUUAUUCUGGAUGCAUGGAUACAUGAAUGAGCUUAGUGUAAAGAAUCGAAAGUCAAUACUUAUGAAAAGCGAAAGAACGACAAAGUUACGUGAAGUUUUUAAAUAAAAAAAGUCCUGAAAAAGUUCGAAAGCCACGCAUUGUAGUCAUUUGCAUUGGGAACUUUUAUUGCUUUUGAAUGAAAUGGAGAUGACAGAAAAACAAAUGGAAGGUCAACUAAAUAAUGCAUAUGAGAUUGGUGAUGCGAUAGAAAAUGUAGCGAGCGCAGACCACGAUGUCAAUAAGAUAGACAAAAUAGAAUCUGAUAUAGAAUAUGAGAAGAAGAAACCAAACAGGAAACAAAGAAUUAAAAAAGCGACACACACUGGUCUCAAGGUGUUAGUUCACCUCGUUGUCGGGGGGUAUUUCGCAUAUGCGACAUAUCACUAUAUCGAUGUCGCGAAUAACGACUGCGAUUCGAAUAGCCCAAAUCAGCUGUGUGGUAUCCAGUUCUGCAGUGGUUAUGGAAUGCUGGUGCUAAUACUGGGAUUUGUUUAUUUGGGUCUUCUCUACUAUAAAGUCGUGAAGCCAACUAUAGGGAAACAGUUAAAAAGGCAAUAUAUUUCCCCAUUUGGAAAAUGGUGGAAAACUUUCAGUAGAACGAGGAUUGUAUCGAGUAUUAUGCUGGUAACGCUUCUUAUAGCGCUGGUGGUAUUUUUGUUCUUUGAAACCAAGGACGAUAGAAAUAAAUUAAAAUCGCUGGUGGCGCCAUGUGCCUUCAUUUUGGCUGGUUAUAUCUUUUCUUAUGACCGCAAAGCAAUCAACUGGCGAACUGUCAUAUCCGGAAUAGUGUGCCAGUUUAUUUUGGGAGUGCUCUGCCUUCGGUGGGAAGUGGGCCGCAAAAUUUUCCAAUGUAUCGGCGAUAAAGUUACAACCUUUCUAACAUUUGCUGACGAAGGAAGUCGUUUCGUUUUUGGCGAUUCACUUGUUAAUGAUUCCAUCUUUGCUUUUGCCAUUUUGCCAGUUAUAUUCUUCUUCAGUUUCUUCAUUUCAAUCUUACACUAUUGGGGUGUCAUGCAAUGGAUAGUCGUGAAACUCGGAUGGUUGUUACAACAAAUUUUGGGUACGACAGUCUGUGAAAGUGUGACAUCAGCGGCUAAUAUAUUUCUAGGCAUGUCUGAGAGUCCACUGCUAGUUCGGCCAUAUAUUAAGAAGCUCACCGCUAGUGAAUUGCAUUCUAUAAUGGCCUCUGGAUUUGCAACUGUUUCCGGCACGGUCUUGGCAGCAUACUUAUCCUUCGGAGCUUCAGCAGCUCACCUAAUUACUUCGAGCGUUAUGGCGGCACCAGCAGCAUUGGCAUUUUCAAAACUUUACAUGCCCGAAACGGAGGAAAGUCAAACUACAUCGAAAAAUAUCGAGUUGGAGAAAUCAGAAGACUCAUCUAUACUGGAUGCGGCAUCAAAUGGAGCUAGUUCCGCAAUACCCAUCGUUUUGGGUAUUGCCGCCAACAUUGUCGCCUUUGUCGCCUUUGUAGCAUUUCUUAAUGCCGUGGUAAACUGGUUCAGCUUUUUGGUUGGAUUGGAAGACGUUGAUUUCGAAUGGCUAUUUUCCAAACUAUUUAUCCCGCUGGCUUGGGCCAUGGGUGUGCCCUCCAAGGACUGUGAUAUUGUGGCAAAAAUUGUGGCCACUAAGACAAUAAUCAACGAAUUUGUAGCAUAUGAGCGUUUGGGAGAAUACAUAAAAAACGGUGACCUCGAGGCUCGCAGCAUUAGCAUAUCAACAUUUGCCAUCUGUGGCUUUGCAAAUCCAAGCUCACUGGGCAUACUCAUUGGCACACUGAGCGCGAUGGCGCCGAAUAGACGAUACAUUAUAACAUCGGUUGCAAUGCGUGCAUUUAUUGUUGGUAGCAUAGUGUGUUUCGUAUCUGCCAGUUUUGCAGGGCUGUUACUCCAGGAAGACGCGGAAAGUCUAAUAUAUGCCAAACACCUUAACGCAACUCAGCUCAAAAACAUUACAAUAGACAUUUUUAAAACCUCUUUUAGACCUCAAUAAAAUACGUACGUCUGGUUAUGUUUCA